UGCAUGUUGACAGAAAGCUGGUAUUUCUGUGGAAGCUGUCUACACUAUUUAUUUUUACAUACUGUAUUAUUGUACUAUACUUGUGAAGACAAGACACAACAAAGAAGAUGAAAGAAAAGACAGAAGGAAAGGAUAUGAUAAACGAUUGUUUUGAAAAGUUCAUGACAGCCAGCACAUUCAAAGGAAUUCAAGUUGCCUUCAAAGAACUUUGCCAAGCCGUUGACUUGAAACCAACCGAAUACAAAACUUUUUAUGUCAAUCUCAAAACUCGGGUUAAUACCUGGAAAGCCAAAUCACUAUGGGCCAAACUGGACAAGCGGGCGAAUCGGAAAGAAUACAAAAAACCUAAGCCAUGCUAUGAUACUAAUGUUUUGAUUAUUGGAGGUGGACCAUGCGGACUACGAACAGCUAUAGAGGCCGCUCUGCUAGGGUGUAGGGUUGUUGUCGUUGAGAAACGCGAAAGUUUUUCCAGAAACAAUGUUCUACAUCUUUGGCCAUUUCUGAUCAACGAUCUUAAAAAUCUAGGUGCAAAGAAAUUCUUUGGAAGGUUCUGUGCUGGUGCUAUUGAUCAUAUUAGUAUACGACAGCUUCAGGUGAUACUGGUAAAAGUUAGUCUUCUUCUCGGCAUUCAAAUUCAUUCCAAUGUAACUUAUUUAGGCCUAGAAGAGCCUCCAGCUGAUCAAACAAUUGAAAGUAAGUGUUUUUUCUCAGUAUUCCAAAUAAUGCAUUCCAACAUAAUUUUUAACUUGGCAUACAAUAGAAGGACUGCCAGAUGA
Messenger RNA from Anneissia japonica, 776 nucleotides. RefSeq names its product F-actin-monooxygenase MICAL2-like. The transcript is spliced from 4 exons. Bases 108 to 776 code for a protein of 222 amino acids. The record is from RefSeq and is a predicted model, not a curated record. Gene Ontology annotation, molecular function: FAD binding. NCBI's taxonomy places the organism in Eukaryota, Metazoa, Echinodermata, Crinoidea, Comatulida, Comatulidae.